This is a messenger RNA of Candoia aspera, 3912 nucleotides long. RefSeq names its product FLVCR choline and putative heme transporter 2 (gene FLVCR2). Gene Ontology annotation, cellular component: membrane. Gene Ontology annotation, biological process: heme export; transmembrane transport. Bases 170 to 1627 code for a protein of 485 amino acids. The transcript is spliced from 11 exons. Gene Ontology annotation, molecular function: heme binding; heme transmembrane transporter activity. The record is from RefSeq and is a predicted model, not a curated record. NCBI's taxonomy places the organism in Eukaryota, Metazoa, Chordata, Lepidosauria, Squamata, Candoiidae.
GGGCUGCCUAUAAAACGAGGAUCAGCAGACGGAGGGGCAGAAGCUGGAGUUUCAGAGUUAAGGAAGAGCCCUUCGGAGAGCGGGCAUAGUCGUAGGACCCUCUGGUGGCGGCUCUCUCCUUUAGUCCUCUGGUGAACAGGGCCGGGAGGCAGAAGUCGCCAAGACAGGCAUGGGGUGUCUAGAGAAGCCGGGCAUGUUGCAGGAGGCGAAGCCGGAGCUGGUGGAAGCGGGGACUCCUAACGGGUCUGUCCCGGCACUGGCGCCGGAGGUCCGCCUGACCUGGCGGCGGUGGGUGAUCGUCUUGCUCUUCAGUUCCUACUCCUUCUGCAACGCGUUCCAGUGGAUCCAGUACGGCAGCAUUAACUUGGUCUUUGCCAAGUUUUACGGCGUGACUCCUUUCGCGAUCGACUGGCUCUCCAUGUGCUACAUGAUCGUCUACAUCCCCCUCCUGUUCCCCGUCGCCUGGCUCCUCGACCUGAAGGGGAUGCGGCUCAUUGCUCUGGCUGGCUCCGCCCUCAACUGCUUGGGAGCCUGGGUGAAGACGGGGAGCACGGAGCCCCAUCUCUUCCCAGUCACGAUCCUGGGCCAGAUCAUCUGUUCCUUGGCGCAAGUCUUCAUCCUGGGCAUGCCGUCCCGCAUCGCUUCCGUCUGGUUUGGCCCCCGGGAGGUCUCCAGUGCCUGUUCCAUCGCUGUCUUUGGCAAUCAGCUUGGCAUUGCAGUUGGUUUCCUCCUCCCCCCAGUUCUGGUUCCCAACUUAGAAGAGAAGAAGGAGCUGGCUCACCAUAUUGGCAUCAUGUUUUUUAUCACAGCGGGUGUGGCAACAACACUUUUCAUCUUAGUUGUCCUUGUGUUCCAGGAAAAGCCUCCAUAUCCUCCAAGCCGGGCCCAGGCUGUGAUCCAGUCAGCACCUCCAGAGGAAUAUUCCUAUUUGCAAUCUAUCUUCCGGCUAUUUUCUAACGUUAACUUUGUGCUGUUGAUAGUCACUUAUGGCUUAAACACAGGUUGCUUCUAUUCCCUCUCAACCUUGCUAAACCGCAUGGUAAUGAAGCAUUAUCUAGGAGAGGACCUGAAUGCUGGCCGAAUUGGUCUCACCAUUAUAGUGGCCGGCAUGGUUGGAGCUUUGAUCUCUGGCAUCUGGUUGGACAGAACCAAAACGUAUAAACAGACAACACUGUUGGUUUACAUCAUGUCAUUUGUGGGCCUGGUUGUUUAUACUUUUACUCUGGAUCUAGGCCAUAUCUGGGUGGUCUUUGUGACUGCGGGUGUCCUGGGCUUUUUCAUGACGGGUUACCUACCUCUGGGCUUUGAAUUUGCUGCAGAGUUAACAUAUCCAGAAUCUGAAGGAACAUCAUCAGGCCUUCUUAAUGUUUCUGCACAGGUUUUUGGAAUAGUUUUUACCAUUAGCCAAGGACAGAUCAUUGAUAACUUUGGGACUAAAGCGGGGAACCUCUUCCUUUGCAUCUUCCUGUUCAUUGGCACUAUUAUCACUGCUUUCAUCAAACCCGAUCUUCGAAGACAACAGGCCAAUCAGGAUAAUGAACAGACUAGACUCCAAAGCAGUAACAGUCAGAUAAUGAAUUAUGGACCUUGUUCCUUAACCCCAUCAUUUCCCAUCCCUGCUCAAUAAUUCACAAACCAAAGUUCCAGAAAUCAGUGGGAGUUGACUCAGACCAACACUGCACUGCUGUAUGAGAAAUCAAUUCAUUAAAAGCCGUAAGGGGCUGAAGAGAUAUUGCUGUUCCUGCUACCACUGCUUUAUGUUCUUCUCUCUACCAUCUAUACCUCCCAUUACAUAUGGUUUGGCCUGGGAACAAUCCACAAAAUAGUUCAUGUUGCGAAUGAAAAUGCAAAGAUUUUGAAUUAUUCUCAGCUGAACAAGCUUUUCUGUCCUGCUGAUUGGCAGAAAAUGGAAGACAGCAGUUGACUUGCCUUGGCACGUAUAAACUGCAUGACUGGAUCCAGUGUUGCUUCCAUCAUAUUCAGCGUGGACUGAGAACUUGCACCUGUUCAUCCUUUUAUGCGGCCAGUAGACUUGCAGGUUUGGGUGUGAAAUGGAUCUAGGCGAAGAUCCUUGCUCCUUAGGGAGAACCAGAAACACUUGCUCUAUGAGCAGCCCUAAUGGAAGUGCAACCAUUGAUUUCUGAAUGAGGAAAUUCGCUAUCAAUAAUAGCAAGAGCAAAGAUGGCUUAGCUUCCUUUUCUUCAAAAUACCUAUUUGUACUAUAGAAUAUUUUUGUAACCCCAGUCCAGCUGAUAUUUUUAAUUAACUGAUCACUGUUUUAAAAUGGGAAUUAUCUUUUUUUAAAACAAAUAUAUGGUGGUGUUUUAGAAAUAUUAUUGGGUAACUGAUUUUUAAACGAUAUUUGAGAAACAGUCUGUCUUCUUGUUUCCCAACGUUAUUGCUCUUCAGCACUUCGACAUCGUUACGCCACAAGCUGCAGAAGCAGAAAUUAAGCAAGAGCUCCACGCGGCUUUCAUAGCAGUCUUUUACAAUAUUUUUUUCAUAACCAAGACAUGUUUUCUCUCAAAUCUGUACUAGUCAGUGUAGUAUCCAGCAAUGUUAAUUAAAAAUUAACUAGUCUGUUUUGAGGGGCGAAGAAGUUUAAUUAUUGGCUUUUUUCUCAUAAUCAUAUAUGCACACAUUUCACUAUCAAGGAAUGAUGAACUAGGUUAAUUAAAUUGUAGAUGACUAAGUGCCUAUGUUGUGUGGAACAAGAGAAGCUUUAAGGAGAAAACUUUUUUUAAAAAAGCCUGUAAAAGAGUACAAUAAUGUUUUGCCAGUCUAUUCUAGACAGGGUGACACAACAAUUCUGUUUUACUGCAAGGAAAAAAAAUCCACAAAUCAGAUUAGAAAACAUGGAGGAGGACCACACAAUGCAACAUUUUAGUUUCAGAUAACUUUAAUCAAAAUUCAUCAUUGGACCAAGUGAGGAAAACUGCUGCAUAAUUUUGUGGGCAAAAUUUUGUAAUUUUGAAAUGGCUAACUGAGUUGGCCGAGCAGCUAUUCUCAUCCAGAAGAUGGAGCGAUUUGUGAAGAAUUCCUAGUUGAAGGUGAUUCAUUCCUAAUCAAAACAAGAAGAGUUGUGUAACUUCCAUCCAUAUGAAUAGGGUUCAUAGUUCUUCAGUUUGUUUGUUCAGAGGUCCUGCUCAAUAUUACCUUUUAUCUACAGUAGCCAGUGGACCAAAACUUUGGAGGAGUGAGUUCUUUGGGUUAGUUAAGUGUAGCACUUAGCCUGGAAAAUACUUGUAGCUAUAAAGAGGCAUUAUUGUGGGAACUCUUUAGUCAAGUGACAUGAGAGGCUACCUUUAAGUAGCAUUUUCUGGCUCUAGAAUAAAUGCACAAUAAUUCAUUCUUUAGCAGUUUUCAGUUUUACAAAGUGCUUUUUAAGUGUUCUUAUUCACAGCUGUUUUCUGACUGAAGAAACCAAUUCAGUAGUAUUUGGAUAGGGAAAUUUCAGGUUGCCCCUUGGCAUUUCAGCUGAUGAUCUUGGCCUAGUUAGUUCGGAGUGUAUGAGAUAGUAUGACAAUACUAUGCCAAAUGCAGCCAUUUGUUAUAAUGAAUGUAAUACAUGCUUCUUUUCCUAGCAAGCAAGCAACUUGCUCAGGUUCUUAAGUUUACUGGCUUGGUAGUAGAUAAUACUGACCAAAAGUGAUGUCUAUAGCAAUAAUCUUUGUGACUCCUUUCAACUUUCUAUAUAGAAAGGCAGAAAACAUUUGAAAAUAAAACACUGGAAUGUUACCAGCUUACUGGUGCUAAAUAAUCUACAGAGUCCCAGCUGAACUUGCUGUACAGUGGUUCUAAGUUGUGGGUUGAGUAACACUGUGUUAUUUCAAUUACUGUAUUUUUCACAGUUGUAUUUGUCUUAAUUUUUUCUUCAAAUAAUUUGUAUAUUAAUUCUACUACAGAAAGCAA